Zea mays is the source of this 1637-nucleotide messenger RNA. Lineage: Eukaryota; Viridiplantae; Streptophyta; Magnoliopsida; Poales; Poaceae. The record is from RefSeq.
AUUAUCAACUUAUUUUUUAUUUGCAUUAUCAUAUCGACAAUAACAAAUUAUAAAUGUACCUUCGGUUUGAAGGAAAGCAAGGGUACAAGCGUGAUGCAAAAAGCGAAUGCCAAAUCAGCGUGAACAGUACGAGGAUACUGUUCACCUAUUUAUAGGCACGGGAUGCAGCCCAUGUAAAAUUACACCCAUGCCCUUUACAUUUGCUAAUAACUCUAUAGUAAUUCUUCGAGGUCUAAUUUGCCUUUUCAUCUUUAAGUCGGUUCCCCUUUUCUGCUGCCAUGUCGAAGCUUUUCCUGCGCACAGCUUCGUGAUUACCUUGUCCUUCGUCAUAAUCACCUUUCGUCUCGCUCAGGCUUCGUCCUGACCAUGCUCUGUAUGCUCAUGAUCCGAAUCUGAAGAUACCUGUUCACAUAUUUCACUUGGAAAACAUUGUCAAAUUAUGUUUUUGAGGACCUUCAGAAGUUGAAGGCCCCCAACAGUAGCCCCUCGCAAUAUUAAUUUGUUAGAGUGAUAAAUUCAGAUUGCGACAUGGACGAAGGCCUUAAGCCGAAGGUCCGAAAAAACACCUUCCCUUUGCUAGAAUAGCAACAGUCAUUGACAAGCGGGACCCUCCAAUUUUCAACGCACUAGGCGUAUAAAUAAGAGCUCACCACGGGUUCAUUUGGCAUGCUUUCUUGCCAUCUGUUCUUACUCACCCAACUUUUAACUCUUGCGCACCAACACUUGCUUGGCUUUUUUGAAAUUUUUUUAAGCUUCGGUUUUGAGGGCACUUUCUCAGCAUUUUUCAAGAUGUCUGAAGAUAAGAAAGCUGUCGCAGGGAGAUUUUGGAAGGCUUGUCUGAAGAUACUGGUGAUAGCGACAGUUAUGAUGUGGAAAGUGGUGGAGAAGACUCCGAAGAUCGACCCUGGGAUAACACUAAGUUAGUGUUGUUAAUUGACGACCACUUGGUGAGCAUCUCCCAUUCUGGCACUCUAUCAGAUCAUCCAUCCUUAGGUUCGUUCACUAGCAUCAUUUUGGGAUCAACUCGGCUCUUGUCCUUCGCAUCACGUGUAACGAACCUGGGAUAACACUAAGUUAGUGUUGUUAAUUGACGACCACUUGGUGAGCAUCUCCCAUUCUGGCACUCUAUCAGAUCAUCCAUCCUUAGGUUCGUUCACUAGCAUCAUUUUGGGAUCAACUCGGCUCUUGUCCUUCGCAUCACGUGUAACGAACCACAUCAUGCUCCGACUCGAUUUCAGCAAGAACGAAGACGGCCACCAGUUCGAGCAUAUCAUCGAACACCUAAUGAGUGUUGAACUUAACCUUCUUCUCCACCUAAUUCUCCAAGGAUUUUACAUGGAAGCAGCAGAGGUGGCCGGCCAUGGGAACAAAGGAGGGGCUGGGGGCACCCACUUGCUGCAGAAAGGGGAGGGCACUGCUUGCUGCAGGGGAGGGCAUCGAGCUACAGCAGGGAGGGGCGUCGGCCAUGGCAGGAAGGGGAGAGAGCUCGGCUGGGCACCAUAGCAAGAGGAGGAUGGGGAGGGCUGGAGCGCGGACCAGGGCGUGGUUGUGGUUGGGGGCGAGCUUGGAGGAAGCCAGGCACCGCGGGAGAGGGAAGCAGGAGCUCGGCUGGGCGUGCGUGGUGCGUGUGACCAGCG